ACUUUAAAUGGCCUCAACUUUUUCUCUUCUUUGGUUUUCUAGAAAUCUUCUGUAACUUUUCAGAUCUAAUAAGGUUAGAGAGAAGUAAUCCAUUUCCAGUAUUUUCAAAUGGAAAUGGAAGUCAUGGAGACUUUAGAGAGAGACUAGUGAGAACCACUGAGCCAAUUAAGUUCAAAUAAGCACUUGGGUUCCAGCACAGAUUAUCAGAUAUCAAUUGAGAUAAAAGGAAGCUCUAGCAAAGAAGUUUUCAUGGAGGAAAGCUUCAAGAAAAGAAAUCAAAGCAAAGCAGAUAGGCAGAGACAGAGAGAGAUCAUGUUACCUCGAGGCGAAAAUCUCUUCCGAUCAUCCUCAUUCCUCGUCGUCUUCGCCAUGGCUAUGACCUUGAUGUUCUUCACAGCGGAGUCUCGGUACUUGAGGCCGUCCGAUCACGGCCUCGUACACCAAAACAAUUCGACGGCUAUGAAGUCGCCGGAGAUGAAGUCGUUCUUUGACGGAGCUUCAACGGAGCUACCGGAGGCGAAGAACACAACCAAACCAUGGUGGAGGAAUAAUGGAGCUCCGGCGACUUUUCUGGGAAGAGAUAAUGGUCGGAAAGAUCGAAUGAGGGAGGUGUUAUUGAUUUCUAGCUUGGCGUGUGGGAUUGCUGGUGUAGCUUUGAUGGUUGCAGCGGCUUUCAUUUAUUUCUUUCAUCGUCGGAGAUCAUCGUCACAAUCAGCUUCUUCUUGCAAACAAAUUGUGGUUCGUACAGAUUAGUUAGAUGAUUUCACGUUUAAGAUUCUGAAUUGUUGCACUGGUGAAUAAAUUUAGAGUGAUUUUGGGUUGGUUCUGUACAAAAUAGUGAUUAUUGAAAGGUUUCCAGUUUGAGUCUC
This is a messenger RNA of Macadamia integrifolia, 869 nucleotides long. RefSeq lists its product as uncharacterized. Bases 250 to 753 code for a protein of 167 amino acids. The record is from RefSeq and is a predicted model, not a curated record. NCBI's taxonomy places the organism in Eukaryota, Viridiplantae, Streptophyta, Magnoliopsida, Proteales, Proteaceae. The transcript has 2 exons.